Molecule: messenger RNA, 1698 nt
Organism: Penicillium odoratum
Lineage: Eukaryota; Fungi; Ascomycota; Eurotiomycetes; Eurotiales; Aspergillaceae
Product: threonine dehydratase, biosynthetic
Exons: 2
Coding region: 1-1698 (565 amino acids)
Biological process (GO): L-threonine catabolic process
Molecular function (GO): pyridoxal phosphate binding; threonine deaminase activity
Source: RefSeq, a predicted model, not a curated record
AUGCCCAACGACCUCACCACCAAUGGCAUCAGGCCCAUCACUCCCAAAAUGAAUGGUUUUGCUUUGACCGAAUACACCGCCGCUCCGACGCCUCCCUCAGAGCGCAACCCCCAUUUUCCUGGAGUGCCCCCAGAUUGGGGAAUUCCCGAAUCCUGCCUACUUCCCAACGGCUAUCCUGAUUAUCUUCGCCUGAUCUUGACAUCUCGCGUUUACGAUGUUAUCGAAGAAACUCCUCUCCACCAUGCCAUCAACUUGAGUAACCGACUGGAGAGCCGUGUUCUCCUUAAGCGUGAGGAUCUGUUGCCAGUCUUCAGUUUCAAACUCCGUGGUGCUUAUAACAAAAUGGCUCAUUUGAACGCCGAACAGCGGUGGAAGGGUGUGGUUGCGUGCUCAGCGGGAAACCACGCGCAGGGUGUCGCUUACUCUGCCCGGAAGCUUAAAAUUCCCGCGACCAUUGUGAUGCCCUCUGGAACCCCGGCUAUCAAGCACCGUAACGUUGCUCGUCUUGGUGGGAGCGUGGUUCUUCACGGAAAUGAUUUCGAUGCGGCCAAGGACGAGGCCCACCGGUUGGAGAAAGCGCACGGUCUGACCAAUAUCCCGCCAUUCGAUGAUCCAUACGUUAUUGCUGGUCAGGGUACCAUUGGAAUGGAGCUGCUGCGCCAGGCGAACUUGGACAAACUGGAGGCUGUCUUCUGUGGCGUUGGUGGCGGUGGCUUGAUUGCUGGUAUUGGUGUCUACUUGAAGCGCAUUGCACCACAUGUCAAGGUCAUUGGCGUUGAGGCGUAUGAUGCCAAUGCCAUGGCUCAGUCAUUGGAUGAUGGCACUCGUGUUUUCCUGAAGGAGGUUGGCCUUUUCGCUGACGGUGCCGCGGUGAAGUCCGUUGGCGAGGAAACAUUCCGUGUUAGCCGUGAUGUGAUUGACGAGAUUGUCCAGGUCUCCACCGAUGAGAUCUGUGCUGCCAUUAAGGAUGCGUUCGAGGACACUCGAUCCGUCGUCGAGCCUGCCGGUGCCCUUUCCCUUGCUGGUCUAAAGAAAUAUGUUGCCAACAACCCGAGCCCCGACGCCAACCGUGAACUGAUCGCUAUUACCUCUGGUGCCAACAUGGACUUUGAUCGUCUCCGCUUUGUGGCUGAGCGGGCUGCCCUUGGCGAGAAGAAGGAAGCUCUGCUGAGUGUCAAGAUCCCCGAGACACCCGGUGCUUUUGCCAAGCUCAUCGAGAUUAUCCUGCCCCAUGCCGUGACCGCCUUCAGUUACCGGUAUGCGCAGGAGAAUGUUGCUGAUGUUCUUAUGGGUAUUUCGCUAUCUGCUAUUACUGGGCAGGAUGACCUGGCGAAGAUUAUGGAGGAGUUGGAGAAAACAGGAAUGUCGGUUCAGGACCUCAGUGAUGAUGAGCUUGUGAAACGCCACGUUCGCUUCCUUGUCGGAGGCCGCUCCAACGUGGCGGACGAGCGUCUCUUUAUGUUCGAGUUCCCCGAGCGACCGGGUGCACUGGCCAAGUUUCUGACCACUCUCCGCCCCAACCAGAACAUCUCCCUCUUCCAUUACCGCAACUACGGCGGUGACGUUGGCAAGGUUCUGUGUGGUAUUCAGUGCCCUCCUACCGAAAAGGAUGAGCUCGAGUCGUUCCUUCGAGACCUGGGCUAUCCUUUCAGCGAGCACACCGAUUCCCCUACCUACCAGACCUUCCUUCGCUCAUAA